This is a messenger RNA of Cutaneotrichosporon cavernicola, 2166 nucleotides long. RefSeq lists its product as uncharacterized. The record is from RefSeq and is a predicted model, not a curated record. Gene Ontology annotation, biological process: DNA-templated transcription; regulation of DNA-templated transcription. Gene Ontology annotation, molecular function: DNA binding; DNA-binding transcription factor activity, RNA polymerase II-specific; zinc ion binding. Bases 1 to 2166 code for a protein of 721 amino acids. Lineage: Eukaryota; Fungi; Basidiomycota; Tremellomycetes; Trichosporonales; Trichosporonaceae. The transcript has 6 exons.
AUGGCGACAGAGGACGACGCCAUCGUCGAGAACGCCCUCCAACACCUCGGCAGUGUAGCCGAGCGGCUCGAUCAUUAUGUUUCCCCAGCCGAGGGUCAGCCGCCAGCGUCCCCCAGCUACACCUCCAUCGGCUCCAAGGCAUCUGGAUCUCCCAUAAUGCCCAGGAAGCGCGUCAAAGGCCACGAGGGCGAUAGCGAGGGCAAGAAGCCCAAGAAGACGCGCCAGACUCAAUCUUGCGACGCAUGUCGUGCACGCAAGGUCAAAUGUGACAGGCCACCACCCGGCUCCGCAGGUGUCAGCCACGCGCCGACAAAGGAUGUGUGCACCCACUGCCGCCAGCUGGGCAUGGCUUGCACGUUCGAGUACAAGCCCAAGAAGCGGGGACCGCCCAACAUGUACCUCAAGCGCAUGCAGGCGCUCAACCACAAGGACGAACGGCCCAUGUACUCGCCAACGUACGGAAAUGGGCGACGGGAAGACGAGAUGUUGGCAGGUCCAGGGCCGGGAACACUCGCGAGCCAGGACGCACUGCGCGUUGGGAGACGCGACGGAGACGACUGGGCUAGUCUGGGGCGUGGGUUCACAGCCCAAGAUCAACGCGACCUCCUCCUCACAGGACGAGGCAACGGGUACUCGCUGUCACCUAGCUUCCUAUCACCGUUGGACUCGCCAGACGAUCGCGCACUGUACCCAGCGCGGAAUCCACCACAACCUCUUCGAGAUCCACAGGCCACACCGGCUGUCAACCCCAUCGACGCGGUUCUACCACGGCACAUCCUGUACGGCAUCAUCGACGUGUAUUUCGACUACAUCUACUGCCUCAUCCCAUGCGUCCACAAGCCGUCAUUUAUGCGCGACCUAGACGCGCGCCGCGAGGAGCAGCCGGACCAGGAGGAGUUUGUCGCGCUAGUCUUUGCGAUCGUGGAGACGACACUCAUGCAGAUGCCGCGCCUGAUUGUCGGCAUGCCAAAGGAAGACACGCUGGUGCUCUUUGAAGACGCGAACGCUCUCGUCAAGCAGUACCUCGACCGCGAGUUCACCAACCUUACCGUCACUCGCUGCAUCAUCUAUUACCUCCACACAGUCGCGCACAACCACCUCCCAAACAAGAUGCCCAACUCGAUCAACAAUGGCGCAAACUUCCUGCUCUCGUUGAAGCUGCGGUUACAUGAGGAAGCAGGCUACAAGGACCUCAAUCCCAUCGAGCGGGAGCUGCGCAAGCGCAUCUUCUGGCUCCAGUACGGCGCGGACAAGACGCUUGCCGCCUUGGAUAUGCGGAUCUCAAUAUUCCAUGAGAUAGACUGUGGCGACGUCACCCUCCCUUCGCCUCUGGACGACGAAUACCUCACUGAACAGGCCUAUCUCGAACAGCCCGAGGGCGAGACGCCCUUGCUCGCGGGGUUCUAUUAUAUCUCCAAGCUGUUCCGCCUCCUCGGGCAAGUGCUGGACAAGCGGAAGCACGACCGCGUCAAACCUCCCCAGGGCCUGAUGUUGCAGAUGCGCAUCAACGAGAUUGACACGAUUCUUCACCAAGUCCUGACGCUCAUGGACAACAGUCCAGAAGCGCUGCGCUUGGACAUGGGGGGUUCCCCAAGCGCAAGAAUGCAGCGCGUCGAGGAGCGGUGGGACGCACACGUCAACGCCGACAUUAGCCAACUUCUUCGCGAUCCUGGCCGUGCUCGCCACGCAAGCAAGGACACGUUCCUCGUCCAGCAGGCCAACAUCUACGUCACCCAACAGAUGGUCCGUUACAUCAUCCUCCAGUAUUCGGAGGAUCUGGCUGCGCUGCAUGACAAGGAGCUCGCGCAGGACGAGCCACCGGGCAGCGGUACGUUUAGCCUGCCCACCCGCCGACCCGUAUUCACCGAGACGGAGAAGGACACGAUUGUCAGCGACUUGCUCGUUAUUCUCUCCAAGAUCCCACUCGAGGUUAUUGCCAUCAACACGGUCUCACUCGUCGCAAAAGUGCGCUACGUCGCUAGCACGCUGCUCGACGCACUGCAAAGUGAACCGCCUGAUCCGAGUGACAUCCCGCAGCUCAUGCGUUCGUCGCAACGCGCAGCGCGUGCACAGGGAUAUCUGUGGGACUUUUUGCGCAUCCUCACCGACAUUGAGAACCUGUUCAAUCUGGCAGACAGCUCAAACUUUGUAGGCACAAUGGACUAG